Melospiza melodia melodia is the source of this 645-nucleotide messenger RNA. Its product is annotated as hypoxanthine-guanine phosphoribosyltransferase-like. Gene Ontology annotation, cellular component: cytosol. The transcript is spliced from 9 exons. NCBI's taxonomy places the organism in Eukaryota, Metazoa, Chordata, Aves, Passeriformes, Passerellidae. Gene Ontology annotation, molecular function: magnesium ion binding; hypoxanthine phosphoribosyltransferase activity. The record is from RefSeq and is a predicted model, not a curated record. Gene Ontology annotation, biological process: IMP salvage; hypoxanthine metabolic process; guanine salvage. The coding region runs from base 1 to 645 and encodes 214 amino acids.
AUGGCUCAUGGACUGCAGGUAAGAGAUGAGGAAAGUGGCUACAACAAAAAUCUGUUUUGCAUUCCUAAGCAUUAUGAAGAAGAUUUAGAAAGAGUUUUCAUUCCUCAUGGACUCAUCCUGGACAGGACAGAACGUUUGGCUAGAGAUAUCAUGCAAGACAUGGGAAGUCAUCACAUUGUUGCACUCUGUGUCCUUAAGGGAGGCUAUAAAUUCUUUGCUGAUUUGCUGGACCGUAUCAAAGCACUAAAUCAAAAUGGUGAUAAAUCUGUUCCUGUUACCGUGGAUUUUGUCAGAAUAAAAAGCUACUGUAAUGAUUCACCUGCAGAAAAAAUCAGUUUUGUCGGAGAGGAACUGUCUACACUAAAUGGGAAGAACGUGUUAGUAGUAGAGGACAUUAUUGAGACUGGUAGAACAAUGAAAGCACUGCUUUCAAAAAUAAAAGACAAGAAACCAAGGAUGGUAAAAGUUGUAAGCCUCCUUGUUAAAAGGACAAGUCAGAGUCCAGGCUACAGACCAGACUAUACAGGCUUUGAAAUUCCAGAUAAAUUUGUGGUUGGAUAUGCUCUUGACUAUAAUGAAUACUUCAGAGAUUUAAAUCACAUCUGCAUUCUGAAAGAGAAUGCCAAAGAGAAAUACAGGAUGUGA